This is a messenger RNA of Schizosaccharomyces octosporus yFS286, 1518 nucleotides long. RefSeq names its product ARS-binding protein. The transcript has a single exon. The coding region runs from base 1 to 1518 and encodes 505 amino acids. NCBI's taxonomy places the organism in Eukaryota, Fungi, Ascomycota, Schizosaccharomycetes, Schizosaccharomycetales, Schizosaccharomycetaceae. The record is from RefSeq and is a predicted model, not a curated record. Gene Ontology annotation, cellular component: nucleus. Gene Ontology annotation, molecular function: DNA binding.
AUGCCUCCAGUACGGCGUCAAGUCAUUACAAAAAACGAAAAGAAAGAACUGCGUCGUUUCUACUUUGGGUGUGUUGAAAAACCGUCGCAACAAAAGUUGAUGGCUUGGUUCAAAGAAAAGUUUGACAAAGAAUUGUCGCAACCGUCGGUUUCUCAAAUAUUAUCAUCUAAAUAUGAUUUUCUUGAUGAAACGAGCUCCGAAACAUCUGAAAAACCCAAUAUCCUACCCGCGAAAUACCCUGUUUUGGAAAGUGCUCUCGUGGAAUGGAUCCAGAGAACACAAAAAUCCGAUAUCGAUAUAAAUGAAGAAGUUAUCCGUAAAGUAGCAUGCGAGCUUUGGAAGAAAAUCCCUGCAUAUUCGAAUUUACCGACCCCAGAAUUUAGCAGCAAUUGGCUGAAAAGAUUUCAAAAGCAUCCUUCUAAUCUUCAUGAGAACGUGAAAGUAGCUGAUUCAGACAUGAUUUACGAAUUCGUAAAACAUUACCCUUUGGAAGAUGUAUAUUCAUUCGACGAAGUAGGUCUUUUAUGGAAGCUCGUUCCAGACAAGCCUCCUUCUAUCGAAUUUACAAACGGCAUCCGUCGAGAAAAAGCUCGUGUUUCUAUAGCAAUGUGCUGCAAUGCCCUCGGUACAGACAAAUUACCCCUAUGGAUUAUUGGUUAUUCAAAAGAGCCUCGCGCAUUUCGUUCCGCCCGUGUAAAUAUUCAUGCCCUUGACGUUGAAUGGAGAUCAAAUGGUACCGCUCAAAUUAAUAAUAUCAUAAUGCAGGAGUGGCUUAUUUGGUUUGAUCAAAAAAUGUCUGGAAGAAAGGUUCUACUUCUUUUGGACCGGCUUAGCGCUCAUGAAUGUGCCGUCGAAAACAUUCGCCGUACUAGAAGUUUUCAAAAUAUAGCCAUUUUAUGGCUCCCAAGAAGUUCCAACCUAACACAAAAUCCGUAUUCUAUGGGUAUAUUCCGUAAUUUCAAGGAAUGCUAUAGAAAUUAUUGGCUCCAAUACAUGAUGGAGCAGAUCAGUCUUGGUCGUGAUCCUUUAAAAGCUGUAAACAUACUAAAAGCUAUACACUGGAUGGUUGCUGCAUGGAAUUUUGAUGUUUCCAAUUCUUCAAUUGCAUUUAGUUUUCAACGUUCCGGCAUAAUAGGAAUAAAAGAAAAUUAUUCUGACGUAAAACCCCCAUCUUCUGCAAUCCAAGCUUCUGAAAAACUCAAAUCUUUGUUUUCUCAGUUUACAGACAUAAAAUAUCAGUCAAUCGAUCGGUUCAUAGAUCCUGUUGAAGAAAGUGUCGUCGACGAAGAUGCUGAUAUUACAGACCAAAUCGCAGCCGAAUUUCUAAAGGAUCGUGAUUUCGAAAGCGAUGAAGAGGAAGAGUACUUUGUAUCAAUUACAAUUAAGGAAGCCAUGCAGUACGUUAGCAUCCUACAACAAUUUGAAGAACAACAGGAAACGCCGAAUCCGGAGAUUGUAAAACAACUCUUGUACUACGGCAAGCUUUUGCAAAACCGACAGGAAUCCAAAGAUCUGUAA